UCAAAGGAUAUAAACGAGAAAGAAGGAAAAAUUGUAACCUUUGGUAUUACGUCGUUUUAAUUAUAAACAAAAUAAAAAGGACUAAAGGAGAAAGAGUUGAAUAUCCUGUUAUAUCGCCGAGUAAUAAAAGACGACUAUUCAUCCAUUUGUAAGAUAUCGUGAUUCAUUGAAUUAAACCUUAAACAUAUGCACGUGUAAGACAUUAUUAGAACUGUCAUUACAAAAAUAAAUUUAGUGAAAGAUGACAAUGGGCGAUGAGACUCCAAUUACAUCUCUUGUACUUCCCGUUAUAUUACGACCGAUUUUAACUAAGUUGGAGAGACAAAAUGUUAUGGCAGCUCAAACUUUGUGUACCGCACUUUCGAAAGCUGAAAACACAUAUCCUGGUAUUAUGCACGACCUAAUUCUAGGAAUAAUACAAAGGGCCGAAUUAAAUCUUGACAUGAAUGAAAGCGUUUUACGUUUACAAGGUGCCGCAUCCGAUUAUGACGUUGUUGAAUAUCGAACUGCACGAUCUGAAGAUGCUUUUCAAGAAUUAAAUCGUAAAUCUAUGUCAUUGAAAAGAAUAUUGAGUCGUAUUCCGGAUGAAAUAACGGAUCGUAAAACAUUUCUUGAAACAAUAAAAGAAAUUGCAAGCGCGAUAAAGAAAUUAUUAGAUGCAGUAAAUGAGGUCACUGCAUUUAUACCUGGCUCAACGAGAAAACAAGCAUUGGAUCAGCGUAAAAGAGAAUUUGUAAAAUAUAGUAAAAGGUUUAGUAAUACGCUGAAGGAAUACUUUAAGGAAGGGCAAGCAAAUGCAGUAUUUGUGAGUGCAUUAUAUUUGAUACAUCAAACAAAUAUGAUAAUGCUUACAGUAAAGGAUAAAUGUGAAUAAAAAAUUCAUAUGGCUCUCCUGGGAUCAUUGGUCGGUGUGAUACCAUAACAAUAAAAUAAUCAAUAUAUAUAUAUAUAUAUAUAUAUAUAUAUAUAUAUAUAUAUAUAGAUAGAUAGAUAUAUAUGUAUGUAAUAUAAUAUUCUAAUAUUGUAGAAUCUAUUUGUUUGAAGAUUAUAUUUAAAUAAUGUAUAACGUGAUAAAUAGAGUACCACUAUUUUAUCAGUGGCUUCUAGCAUACACAAUUAUCAUACAUAUACAUGUUAAAUAAAAAAAAAAAAAACUGUUGUCUUAUUAUUAAUAUUACAACUAUUUAUAUUACAUUAUCGGAGAUAGAUUUUUAUGUGUCAAAUGAAAAACAAAUGCUUUUACUCGUGAAAAUAAUGAACAUUUACGAAGAAAAAUGUUAAAAACUUAUUUAAUUGAUUACAAAAGAAAUAAAAGUUAUUUUAUGAAUAACGCUUGUACACAAAUAGAUGUAUCUCUUUAGACAAAA
Messenger RNA from Vespa crabro (European hornet), 1367 nucleotides. It is a transcript of the gene Ccm3, whose product is annotated as programmed cell death protein 10. The transcript has 5 exons. The record is from RefSeq and is a predicted model, not a curated record. Gene Ontology annotation, cellular component: FAR/SIP/STRIPAK complex; Golgi apparatus. Gene Ontology annotation, biological process: positive regulation of MAP kinase activity; regulation of Golgi organization. NCBI's taxonomy places the organism in Eukaryota, Metazoa, Arthropoda, Insecta, Hymenoptera, Vespidae. Bases 242 to 874 code for a protein of 210 amino acids. Gene Ontology annotation, molecular function: protein kinase binding.